Molecule: messenger RNA, 1368 nt
Organism: Periophthalmus magnuspinnatus
Lineage: Eukaryota; Metazoa; Chordata; Actinopteri; Gobiiformes; Gobiidae
Gene: ggps1
Product: geranylgeranyl diphosphate synthase 1
Exons: 4
Coding region: 294-1256 (320 amino acids)
Biological process (GO): isoprenoid biosynthetic process
Molecular function (GO): prenyltransferase activity
Source: RefSeq, a predicted model, not a curated record
UUGCUUCAGCAGUGUGCAGCAGCGAUAGCGGAUGUAGCUUAGCCUGGCAUGUAGAUUUCUGGGCGAUUUGUACAAUAUUAAAAUGGUAUAAAACAGCGAUCAACCAGUGACAUAACGUGCCUUCUUGGAUUGCUUUUAAAGCCACAGUUUUUAUUUUUAAAGGGGGUUAAAUGCCAUGUGGCGUUGUGUAGCUGGCGGCCAUUUGUGAUGUCUCAUGCUAGUUAGCAGUUGUGGCUAACAAAAACAUCGGAGUGGGUGACAGCAGCUGACAGGCAGCAGUGCAGAAAGUGUGAAUGAACUGUAGAAGAAUGGACAGACACUCAGAAGCAGCCUCAGAGCGGAUUCUCCUGGAGCCGUAUAAAUACCUGCUACAACUCCCGGGCAAACAGGUGCGGACUAAGCUGGCCCAAGCCUUCAACCACUGGCUCCAAGUACCAGAGGACAAAUUGCAGGUGAUCAUUGAAGUGACAGAGAUGCUGCAUAAUGCCAGCCUGCUGAUUGACGACAUUGAGGACAGUUCAAAGCUACGGCGCGGUUUCCCCGUGGCCCACAGCAUUUACGGCGUGCCCUCCGUCAUCAACUCCGCCAACUAUGUCUACUUCCUGGGUCUGGAGAAGGUCCUGACGCUAGACCAUCCCGAGGCCGUCAAGGUAUUUACUAGUCAGUUGUUGGAGCUACACAGAGGACAGGGGCUGGAUAUAUUCUGGAGGGACACCUACACCUGUCCCACUGAAGAGGAGUAUCGAAACAUGGUGCUGCAGAAGACUGGAGGGCUCUUUGGGUUAGCCGUUGGGCUAAUGCAACUGUUUUCUGAAUGGAAACAUGACCUUAAACCACUUUUGGAUACACUAGGGCUGUUUUUCCAGAUUCGGGAUGAUUACGCUAACUUAAGCUCAAAGGAGUACAGUGAAAACAAAAGCUUUUGUGAAGAUUUGACAGAGGGCAAGUUCUCCUUCCCAACUAUCCACGCUAUCUGGUCCUGUCCCGAAAGCACACAGGUCCAAAACAUUUUACGACAGAGGACAGAAAACAUGGAUAUAAAGAAGUAUUGUGUGGAUUAUUUAGAGAAAGUGGGAUCCUUUGCGUAUACAAGAAAAACUCUAUGGGAUUUGGAGGCAGAGGCCUACAGGCUGAUUAAAGAGCUAGGAGGGAAUCCACAGCUGGAGAGCCUGGUCAAACUACUCAGUCAGAUGCACCACGAGGCCAGUGCUCAAGCUGAUGCAGCAGGGGGCAACACUGAGCAGCAAAAACUGUGACCUUACAACUCACUGUUACAGAAAGAGGCAUUUUACACGCUCCAAAAACAGUUCUGUAUCACAUGAAAUCUUAUUUGUAUGGAUUGUGCGCAAAUUAAUUGCCGAUACGUCC